Molecule: messenger RNA, 4509 nt
Organism: Prinia subflava (tawny-flanked prinia)
Lineage: Eukaryota; Metazoa; Chordata; Aves; Passeriformes; Cisticolidae
Gene: MAP3K15
Product: mitogen-activated protein kinase kinase kinase 15
Exons: 29
Coding region: 136-4137 (1333 amino acids)
Biological process (GO): MAPK cascade; cellular response to stress; protein phosphorylation
Molecular function (GO): MAP kinase kinase kinase activity; ATP binding
Source: RefSeq, a predicted model, not a curated record
AGCGCGGGCAGAAGGGCGGCAGGAGGAGGGACAGAGCCGCCUCGCCGGGGGUUUGCCCAGCUGCUCGCGAUGGGACGCGGCCCCGCCUGAGCACCUGCCGGCAGCGCCUCGCCCCCCUCGUCCUUCGACGCCGCCAUGGAGAGCCCCGCGGGCGGCAGCGCGGCCGCGGAGCCGGCGCCCCCGGGCGCGGAGCCGGAGCUGGCGGCCGGGGGCCCGGCGGAGGCGGAGGCGGCGGAGACGGGCUCGGCAGCCCCGGGCCCGGCAGCCCCGCGGCCGCGCUGCCUGCGGGCCGUGUACGUGCUGAACGACCCGCCCAAGGCGGGCGCCGGGGCGCGCAGCCCCGAGGCCGGGGCGCGGCAGUGCCUGCUGCGGGCCUGCGAGGCCGAGGGAGCCCAGCUCAGCACCGUCAACUUCGGCGAGCUGGACUUCGGCGAGACGGCGGUGCUGGACGCCUUCUACGACGCGGAUGUUGCAGUUGUGGACAUGAGUGAUAUUUCCAAGCAGCCAUCACUGUUCUACCACCUUGGCGUGCGUGAAAGCUUUGACAUGGCCAAUAAUGUAAUUCUUUACCAUGACACUGAUGCUGACACUGCUCAGUCUCUAAAAGAUAUGGUAUCUCAGAAAAACACAGCUUCAAGUGGCAAUUAUUAUUUUAUUCCAUACAUUGUCACACCUUGUGCUGACUACUUUUGCUGUGAAAGUGAUGCCCAACGAAGAGCCUCUGAGUACAUGCAGCCCAGCUGGGACAAUAUCCUGGGGCCAUUUUGUGUCCCACUGGUGGACAAGUUUCUCAGCCUUCUCAAGGAUGUCCAUGUUACAUCAUGUGCCUAUUAUAAAGAAACACUGCUAAAUGACAUUAGAAAGGCUAGAGAGAAAUACCAAGGAGAUGAACUGGCUAAGGAGCUGGCCAGGAUUAAGCUUCGUAUGGAUAACACUGAGGUGCUGACUUCUGACAUUGUCAUAAACCUGCUUCUUUCUUACAGAGAUAUUCAGGACUAUGAUGCUAUGGUGAAGCUGGUAGAAACUCUAGAAAUGCUUCCUACCUGUGAUCUGGCUGAUCAACACAACAUUAAGUUUCAUUAUGCUUUUGCUUUGAAUCGAAGAAAUAAUGCAGGUGACAGAGAGAAGGCACUACAGGUUAUGCUUCAAGUCCUGCAGACGUGUGAUCACCCUGCUCCAGACAUGUUUUGCUUAUGUGGGAGGAUCUACAAGGAUAUGUUUCUUGAUUCUGACUGUAAAGAUACCAAUAGUCGAGAUCAUUCCAUUGAAUGGUAUCGCAAAGGAUUUGAGCUCCAGCCAACUCUGUAUUCUGGAAUUAACCUUGCAGUUUUGCUGCUUGUUGCAGGACAACAGUUUGAAAGCUCAAUGGAAUUGAGAAAAAUAGGUGUACGGUUAAACAGUUUAUUGGGAAGAAAAGGAAGCCUAGAAAAAAUGAACAAUUACUGGGAUGUGGGACAAUUCUUCAGUGUGAGCAUGCUGGCUAAUGAUGUUGGUAAAGCAGUACAAGCAGCAGAGAAGCUUUUUAAGCUGAAACCUCCAGUGUGGUACUUGAAAUCAUUAGUUCAAAAUCUGAUGUUAAUUCAGCGUUUCAAGAAACUCACCAUAGAACAUUCUCCUAAACAAGAAAGAUUGACUUUCUGGCUAGAUAUCAUUUUUGAGGCAACAAAAGAAACAACUAAUGGACUGAGAUUUCCAGUUUUGGUGAUAGAACCAACUAAAGUCUACCAGCCUGCCUAUGUUUCAAUCAACAGUGAAGCAGAUGAGAGCUCUCUGUCUUUGUGGCAUGUCUCUCCCCCUGAAAUGAAACAGAUUCAUGAAUGGAAUUUUACAUCUUCUUCCAUUAGGGGAAUAAGCAUUUCCAAGUUUGAUGAACGAUGUUGUUUUCUCUAUGUCCAUGAUAACUAUGAUGACUUUCAAAUCUACUUUUCUACAGAAAACCAGUGUAGUAGAUUCUGUGGUUUGGUGAAAGAAAUUUUGUCUGAUGCAGUAGGCAGUGCUUUGGAACUAGAAGGAGAAAUAGAUGGAGACACAUUAGAGUACGAAUAUGAUUAUGAUGAAAAUGGUGACAGGGUAGUUCUAGGGAAAGGGACUUAUGGAAUAGUUUAUGCUGGAAGAGACCUUAGCAACCAGGUCCGAAUAGCCAUCAAAGAAAUACCUGAGAGAGACAGCAGGUAUUCUCAACCUCUUCAUGAAGAAAUAGCACUGCACAAAUAUUUAAAGCAUCGGAACAUUGUCCAGUAUCUUGGAUCUGUUUCAGAAAAUGGAUACAUUAAGAUUUUUAUGGAGCAGGUGCCAGGAGGCAGCCUCUCAGCUCUCUUAAGGUCUAAGUGGGGCCCAAUGAAAGAUCCUACAAUUAAAUUUUACACCAAGCAGAUUCUGGAAGGUCUCAAGUAUCUCCAUGAGAACCAGAUUGUACACAGAGAUAUAAAGGGAGACAAUGUUCUGGUGAACACCUACAGUGGCGUGGUUAAGAUAUCAGAUUUUGGUACUUCCAAACGGCUGGCAGGAAUCAACCCAUGCACUGAAACAUUUACAGGAACCUUGCAGUACAUGGCUCCAGAAAUCAUCGAUAAAGGACCGCGAGGAUAUGGUGCUCCCGCUGACAUCUGGUCCCUGGGCUGUACCAUUAUUGAGAUGGCAACAGGCAAACCUCCAUUCCAUGAACUGGGGGAGCCUCAAGCUGCAAUGUUCAAGGUUGGGAUGUUUAAGAUCCAUCCUGAAAUUCCAGAAUCAGUGUCUGCUGAAACAAAGGCCUUUAUUUUGCUCUGUUUUGAACCUGAUCCUAGUAAACGUGUUACAGCAUCUAAUCUGCUCAGAGAUUCUUUCCUGAAGCAAGUGAACAAGGGCAAGAAAAGCAAAAUUGCAUUCAAGCCUUCAGAUUAUAAUCGGAACACAUCCCUCCCACUGCCAGUCCAUGGGGAGCAGGCUGGCAGCAGCAGCAGUGAGCACGGCUCUGUUUCACCAGACUCUGAUGUACAGCAGGACGUGUUUUUCGAAAGGCCAAAGAGAUCCAUUUCAGAGAUUCAGACAAAGCAUCCCAUUUCUCAUUUACUAAGUGUCCCUGACGAGGGCUCGGCCUCGGAGGACAGGAGCGCCUCGCUGUCCGUGGAGGACAAGGAUUCGGGGCUGUUCUUGCUGCGCAAGGACAGCGAGCGCCGAGCAAUCCUCUAUAAAAUCCUUAAGGAAGAGCAGGAUAAAGUUGCCUCCAAUUUGCAGGAGUGUAUUGCACAGAGCUCUGAAGAACUGCAACUUUCAGUGGACCACAUCAAGCAGAUUAUUGGGAUUUUAAGGGACUUCAUACACUCUCCUGAGCAGAGAGUGAUGGCUUCUACAAUAUCCAAAUUGAAAAUGGAUUUGGAUUUUGACAGCACUUCCAUCAAUCAGAUUCAUCUGGUGCUGUUUGGAUUCCAGGAUGCGGUGAACAAAGUAUUAAGAAAUCACUUAAUAAGACCCCAUUGGAUGUUUGCAAUGGAUAACAUCAUCCGCCGUGCAGUCCAAGCAGCAGUCACUAUUCUUAUUCCAGAGCUUCGCACUCACUUUGAGCCGGUGUCAGAAACCGAAGGUGGGGACAAGGACACUGAUGAAGCAGAGGAGAGUUUCCAGCGCUCCGAACAGAACGGGGCGGAGGACGCUGCCAUCACCUCGGGGGUCAGCACCCUCAGCUCUGUGGUGUCACACGAGGCUCAGCAGCAGCUCAGCCAGGAGCUGGGCAGACUGAAACACGACACCUUAAGGCUUUUGGAAAACCUCGUUCAGAAGGAGAAAGAGUAUCAGACCCUCCUUCGACAAUCUUUGGAGCAGAAGACUCAGGAAUUACACUGGCUUCAAUUAAAACUUAAACCCAAAGAUUCCCAGUGCUCUGCAGCAACUUUUAGGCAGAAUGUAGACCCUGAGCUCAUGAACUGGCUGAAACAACAAGGAGCAGACUUAGACACCAUUAAGAGGUUUGCUGAAGAAGAUUACACACUAAGUGCUGUCCUUAAUGACAUCACCAAAGAUGACUUGUGGUAUCUUCAGCUGCGGGGAGGCCUUCGCUGCAGAAUCUGGAACGCAAUCCUAAACCACCGACACGCGUCUGGCAAGACCUCAGCGCAGGUCAGUGCCUUGGAGGAGCACAGCAUGGGAAAAAGCAAAUGAAAUACAUUCCCAGCACUUCAAUUAUUAGAUGUAUAUAUUUAUAUGUACAGUGGCUUGCAGGUUUUGCACAGUUAUGGAGCUUGUUUGACCAUCAGUGCCAUACACAGUGGAUAGUAACAGCUUCAAAGUCAGAGUCAAUGCAUAGAAGUUAUUUAUGACAAGACUAAUGCAUACAGUGCCUGUCAGUGUAAUACAAAACAUCAGCUGAGGAAACACCCACCUGAACUGGCUUCAGCAUUGUGAAAACUGUGAACUUCAAAUGGAUUCCCAUUCUGUUGGCUGACAGUUUGAGCAGGGAGAGGAUGUGCUAGAGCAUGUCACCUCGCUGUAGAUGGAUUUAUACAGCUUUUUGUAUUAAAGCUACUCUCACUG